Ixodes scapularis (black-legged tick) is the source of this 1618-nucleotide messenger RNA. RefSeq names its product acid phosphatase type 7. The transcript is spliced from 12 exons. The coding region runs from base 267 to 1595 and encodes 442 amino acids. The record is from RefSeq and is a predicted model, not a curated record. Gene Ontology annotation, molecular function: metal ion binding; acid phosphatase activity. Lineage: Eukaryota; Metazoa; Arthropoda; Arachnida; Ixodida; Ixodidae.
AAGCGCGCAGCCUCUUGAGUUUCCUGUUGGGCAUCACGAUUCUCCCACAUCUAAACUCCCUCUUGUGCACAAGGGCACACGAUCCAGACCCCCGUGACAACGGAACUUCCUCUGACUGCUCUUCAGUGCGUUGAUCAUGCAGACUCGAUCGUUUGUUUGUCUUCGCUCUGUUUCAUGAAAGCCGCGUUCCAAGGGACGGAAACUUCACGUACCGUAGAAGCAAAGACGUGUAACGCUCGCGCUUCAAGGCGUCGGACCUCGGCGAGAUGGCACUUACUGUUGUCCAGGCCGUCAGUGUAGUUGUCUUGGCCCUUGCGGUGCAGACGCCGGUGGGUGGCGUUGUCUAUGUGGAGCCCGAGCAGAUUCAUCUGUCCUACGGAGUGGACCCGACCCAAAUGAUCGUCACGUGGACCACUUUCAACGAGACUCACGAGUCAGUGGUCGAGUUUGGACAAGGGAGUCUGGACCAGAGGGCAGUGGGCAACAACAGCACCAAGUUUAAGGACGGUGGGGCCGAACACCGGGUCAUCUUCAUUCACAGGGUCACGUUGACCGGCCUCCAACCCGGCUCCUUGUACAGGUACCACUGUGGUUCCAACAUGGGCUGGAGCUCCCUGUUUUUCUUUCGAGCCAUGAGGAGUGGUCAGCACUGGAGCCCGCGACUGGCCGUGUUCGGGGACAUGGGCAACGUGAACGCCCAGUCCCUUCCUUUCCUUCAGGAGGAAGCCCAGAAAGGAAGUAUUGACGCUGUUCUCCACGUGGGUGACUUCGCGUACGAUAUGGAUUCUGACAACGCUCGUGUUGGGGAUGAAUUCAUGCGACAAAUCGAGCCCGUGGCCGCGUACGUUCCGUACAUGACCUGCGUCGGCAACCAUGAGAACAGCUACAACUUCUCCAACUACGUCAAUAGAUUCAGCAUGGUGGACAAGAGCGGCAGUAUAAACAACCACUUCUUUAGCUUCGACCUAGGACCCGCUCACAUCAUCAGCUUCUCCACUGAGUUCUACUUUUUCGUCGAGUACGGGUACGCGCAAAUCGCAAACCAGUACCACUGGCUCGAAGAAGAUCUCAAAGAGGCAACGAAGCCCGAGAACCGAGCCAAGAGGCCGUGGAUCAUAACCAUGGGUCACCGGCCCAUGUACUGCAGCAAUGAAGGUCGAAACGACUGCAGUUUCAAGGAGAGCAUCAUCCGCAAGGGCAUCCCUCUCGUUCACCUGUUCGGGCUGGAAGACCUCUUCUACAAGUACGGAGUCGAUCUCGAGUUCUGGGCUCACGAGCACUCCUACGAAAGGCUCUGGCCUGUCUACGACCGCAAGGUUUACAACGGGAGCUAUAAGCCCUACACAAAUCCAGGAGCACCAGUUCACAUCACAACUGGAUCAGCGGGUUGCGUGGAGGACCUGAAUCCCUUCAAGCCUAAUCCAGCCAACUGGAGUGCUGUGCGAUACGAAGACUACGGCUACACUGUAAUGACAAUACACAACGGGACGCAUCUCAAUCUCAAACAGUUGUCAGCAGAGAAGGAAGGGCAGAUCCUCGACGAAAUCACCAUUGUGAGAAACUAUCACGGACCAUACUUUUCAAGAGCCUGGUAAUAAAACAUAAUAUAUUUGACAAA